AUGGAUUUCCUUGCCCCCAGGUCUGCGCAAGAGCAGAUGGUCCGCCACGUUGAGGAAGGAUGCCCUUACCGUGCCGAUGAUGUGAUGGCCCCUGAGCAAGCUGUCUCCACGGGAACGACAAUCAUGGCCGUUGAAUUCGAUGGUGGUGUGGUCAUGGGUGCCGACUCGCGCACCUCCACAGGGCAGUAUGUGGCGAAUCGUGCCUCAAGAAAGAUCUCAAAGGUGCAUGACAAGAUCUUCGUGUGCCGGUGCGGCAGUGCUGCUGAUACUCAGGCGCUGACCGGAUUUGUCGUUAACUACCUGGGCCAGCACGCCGUGGAGCUUGGGAAGCAGCCCACCGUGAACACUGCAGCCAAUCUGUUCAAGAUGAUCGCCUACAACAACAAGGACAACCUCCUCGCUGGCCUUAUAGUGGCCGGCUACGAUGACAAGCGCGGCGGUCAGGUCUAUAGCAUCCCGCUGGGUGGCUCGCGAAUCCGAGUGCCUUGGGCCUGCGACGGAUCGGGCUCCGGCUACAUCAAGGGCUUCAUCGACUCGCACUACCGACCAGGCAUGUCGAAGGCUGAGUGCUUAGAGUUCGUGCAGAAGGCCCUGUGCUUUGCCAUGUCUCGUGAUGGCAGCUCGGGCGGUGUAGUGCGGACCCUCGUGAUCACCAAGGACAAGGUGGAAGAAUCAAUGAUUGAAGGCAACAAGCUGCCCUUUGGGCCGUAA
Symbiodinium pilosum is the source of this 711-nucleotide messenger RNA. The record is from the annotation of a GenBank genome assembly. NCBI's taxonomy places the organism in Eukaryota, Dinophyceae, Suessiales, Symbiodiniaceae.